AUGUAUAAGUUAAAUUCAACUAAAAUUAAUGCCUUGACUCGUUCAAAGUCAAUUUCGUCAGUUUCCCCUUUCUUCAAUCCUGAUAGAUCAGACGCUGGCGCUCACAAAUCCUUAGCGUCAAAGUAUGAUGCAACUGAAAGAUUACUUAAGUUAGAGAGCAUGAAAUCACCAAGAUUUGUUGGUUCUGGCCUGUUUGGGUCUAAUUUAGAAGCUGGCUCAUCUUUAGUAUCUGGUUCCUCUUUUUAUUCUGAAGAAAGUUCUGGUAGUUUGUCGUCUGCAAAGCGUUACCACAAAGUCAUAAAUAACGCUCAUUUGAAGGAUAUUUCCCAAGUUACUACUUUACCUUCUUAUAAUUUAUUGAAGCAGAAUGCCAUUACAAGUAGCAACAAAUCAUUGAAGUUACUUGAAAAAUUAACUCAGUGCCAAAUGGGACAGGAUGUGAACAAUACGUCUUCACCUGAAAUUGAGUUAGAAUCAUAUGAACAACUUUUAGAAGAAGAGUAUACUCUUGACGAUUCACUUAGAGGAAUUACAGUUAAAACACCUCUGUUACAAAAGGUUAAGAGUAUAGGUAAGAUAACUUCUAUUGGUAUUAAUUUGAAACAACUGUCACAAGAAGAUUAUUCUCUUGAUGAUUCACUUAGAGGAAUUAGAGCCAUCAAUCUGUUACAGAAGGCAAAGAGUAUUCGUAAGAUAAAUUCCACUAGUAUUAAUUUGAAACAACUGUCACGAGAAGAUUAUUCUCUUGAUGAUUCACUUAGAGGAAUUAGAGCCAUCAAUCUGUUACAGAAGGCAAAGAGUAUUCGUAAGAUAAAUUCCACUAGUAUUAAUUUGAAACAACUGUCACGAGAAGAUUAUUCUCUUGAUGAUUCACUUAGAGGAAUUAGAGCCAUCAAUCUGUUACAGAAGGCAAAGAGUAUUCGUAAGAUAAAUUCCACUAGUAUUAAUUUGAAACAACUGUCACAAGAAAAUUAUGCUCUCGAUGAUUCAAUUGGAAGAACUCCAGCUAAAAUAUUAUCUGCUGGUUCUCCUGAAAGAGACUUUACAAAGUCCAAUUAUAUUGGUCAAUCUAAGAAAAGAAUACCUCUUAGACGAAAGAAUAAUUUGAAGGAUGAACAAAUAAGUAAGUUUUCAACAUUAUCUAAAGAAAAUGGUUCUUUGGAGAAAUCUCAAUUGUUACCUUUGUCAUCCAGUAAAGGUGAUGCUAGUUUUUACGAUAACCUUAAUCUUAUUCCACCUAAAGAUUUUGUUGGUGAGAUUUCGUAUUCUCAAGCAAAAAAUGUCGACUCUAAUUCUAAAACCACUCCAAAACUAGAACAAUCAAAAUUAUCUAGUUUUUAUGAAAAUAACAAUAAUAUUCAUUCUAAAGGUUUUGUUUGUGAUGUUUCAUGUUCUCAAACCAUCAGUGUCGACUCCGAUUCUAAAACCACUCCAAAACUAGAACAAUCAAAAUUAUCUAGUUUUUAUGAUAAUAACAAUAAUAUUCAUUCUAAAGGUUUUGUUUGUGAUGUGUCGUGCAUCACUGGUGAUGACUCUGAUUCUAAAGCCACUCCAAAGGUAGAACAACCGAAGUUGCCUAAAGACUUAGACCCUCCUAAAGACUUAGAACCCCCCAAAGCUAUUAACAGAAAAGGAAAAUUUAAAACUUUUUUUAAUAGAAAGACUGGUGAUGGAGUUAAUAUUAAAAGUCAUGGGUUUAGAUAUAAUGUUAGGAAAUUUGCAGCCGAAUUUGCACAAGCUGAUCAGAGGUUUAAGAAAUGUCAAGUACUGUCACCACAGAAGAACAUUGUUACCGCAGCUUUAGAUUCUUCUGAGAAAUUGGAUCCAAAUUCAAAGAAUAAAACUAUUUCUCAUAAGUCCAAGUCCUCCUCAAAAGCUCGUACGUCUAAGUCACAUAGAAAGAGCUUUCAAAAAGUUAUUAAGAAAGGAAAUUUCAAAUCCUUUAUGAGGAGAAAAGCUAUCAGGGACCAUAGAUUUAGAAAUAAAUUAAAAGAUUUUGCUGGUGAAUUUGUUCCAUUACUGGUUUAUAUCUGGAUGCAGAGCCAUAGAUUUUCUUCUUCCAAAAAUACUAAAGGAAAUUCAAAAAAGGCUAAUGCUGUUAUUGAGCUGGAGAAGUAUAUUUAUGAAGAAUUACAACUGGAGUCAUUCUCUUCUCUUUAUGAUACUUUUGCUCAUAUAAAUAUUAUGGCUGAUACUGCCCGUACAUCAGCAGUUAGGAGACUUCCUCUAAAAGUAAAGCCAGUCAAAAAAUCCUUGGUUGAAAUUCCUGAAUCUAAAACCGAGAGAGUUAAGUCUUUCUUUAGAAAGCACACUGGUAACAGGUACAAUAAUAAAUUUUUGAAUUUAUUUAAGAAGAAAGGAGAAGAUCCAGUUACUCCUGAUAAUUCAAUUUAUUCUGAUUGUUCCAGUGGUAGUGAUAAUUAUUAUGAUGAUUACGAGGAUUCUGAAACUUUACCAUUUAAUUUUGUUGAUUUAUUAAAUACUUCAAGAGGGGACCUUCCAGGCAUGUUAAAGAGUCCAUCAGAUCAAUUUGAAUCUGAAGUAGAAGUUCCUUCAUUCAAUGUUGAUGAUUUCUUGGAGUGUUCAUCCAUGAAUGGUAAUGAUUCACUUGAUCAAUUAAAUGUUGAUAAGAAUCCUCAGGUUUCUAAUAUUGUCAAGGGUGAAAUUCCCAAAACUUCCAGUAAUAGAAUCAUGAAUAAUCUCAAAUCUGGAUUCAGAGGCUUUUUUAAGCUGAAAUAG
Scheffersomyces amazonensis is the source of this 2739-nucleotide messenger RNA. RefSeq lists its product as uncharacterized. The coding region runs from base 1 to 2739 and encodes 912 amino acids. The record is from RefSeq and is a predicted model, not a curated record. Lineage: Eukaryota; Fungi; Ascomycota; Pichiomycetes; Serinales; Debaryomycetaceae. The transcript has a single exon.